Messenger RNA from Blumeria graminis f. sp. triticale, 1071 nucleotides. NCBI's taxonomy places the organism in Eukaryota, Fungi, Ascomycota, Leotiomycetes, Helotiales, Erysiphaceae. The record is from the annotation of a GenBank genome assembly.
AUGGCAACUUUAGGAAUCUCGGGUCUCGAGCGGCUUAAGAAUCACCUACUUCAACUUUCAGAAGACCCAGAAAUUCCUCUGGAUGAACCUCUCUUCGAUGAAGUCGAGCUACAGCUUAGGGAUGAAAAUAUUCAGCCCGUUAUACCUCAACUUUUGCCGCCCCUCACAAAAAUACUCCCCACUUAUCAACGAGACCCUUCAAUUCUAGCUAGUCUCACGACCAAACUUCUCCAACCGUUGCAGUUCACAGAAAUACUCGUCACAGCUUCCGAACAUGAUAUAUGUCACGCGUUACAAUCAACUUACCCAUCUUCUGCUAUUCUUGGCAUCAUGAUUAUCUCAAAAGCUGCUCACUCUCCGAGUUACACUACUAUCCUAUCGAACAUGAAGUCAUUAUUAACAACUUUCUUCUACACAUGGCUUAGCACGCCACACGUUAGUGUUGGAGAAGCCGCAACAAAAGUAUUGGGCGACUUAUUAGAUAUGGACUGCGAUGGAACAAAUAAACCAUCGGAGCUGAACCAUGAGGGGGGGAAUGCGACCGUAAUACGAAAGAGACCGCCCGGCCAAGGGCUCCUGUGGAGACGCGUAUUCUACGACUUUGACAUAUACUCUCUUUUCUUCUCUCUUUGUGGGCCCGCGCAUGUUGAAACGGUAACCCAGCCUGGACUCGACCCGCGUCAGAAAUCCUUAGCUCAAGCCCGACUCCUACAACUGUUGCCUCGUCUUGCUAUGCUUGAUCUUUACACAUUGAUUCAUACGCCAUUUCCAGUAACUGUAGAUAAACAAGACACUCCUCUGCCUGCUCUUUUACCCUUUGCUGCCGAGCAAAUGGUUGAUAAGACUGAUAUACUCAUGCACAUGACGCUCGUUCACUUUUAUAAGGAUCUUCUUAUUCUAAUGAGCCGAUAUAUUCUCCCGCCUUCUACUCUUUCCUACAUCGGUACCCUGAUCACACGAGUUGCCCGUGAAGAUACUUUGUUGCAAAACUGUCUCAACACAAUAACUCGCGAUCCCGAAACUUCUCCGGAACUACUCAAGCUCAUGAAUUAUAUGGGCUACUCCGAUUAA